Messenger RNA from Alosa alosa (allis shad), 601 nucleotides. It is a transcript of the gene rpl28, whose product is annotated as ribosomal protein L28. Gene Ontology annotation, molecular function: structural constituent of ribosome. NCBI's taxonomy places the organism in Eukaryota, Metazoa, Chordata, Actinopteri, Clupeiformes, Clupeidae. The coding region runs from base 132 to 545 and encodes 137 amino acids. The record is from RefSeq and is a predicted model, not a curated record. The transcript has 5 exons. Gene Ontology annotation, biological process: translation. Gene Ontology annotation, cellular component: cytosolic large ribosomal subunit; ribosome.
UUGCCGCUUUUCCCAAAUAGCAAUAACAGACAUUCUCUGGCAAUAAGAUGCAGGGGCGUAAGGAUCUACAACAUUUGACCGGAUGCGAAGGUAGUUCCUUUUCCUCCCCCUUCCUGCGCUGAAAGGUAAAGAUGUCGUCUCAUCUGCAGUGGAUGGUCAUCAGGAACUGCUCCAGUUACCUCAUCAAGAGGAACGGACAGACUUACAGCACUGAGGCCAACAACCUUAAGUCUCGCAACUCCUUCCGCUUCAAUGGUCUUGUGCACCGCAAGUCUGUAGGAGUGGAGCCUGCAGCUGAUGGAAAGGGUGUGGUCGUAGUACUGAAGAAGAGAGCAGGCCAGCGUAAACCUGCCACUUGCUAUGAGAAGAUCACUAUCAACAAGAACGCCAGAGCCACACUGAGCAGCCUGCGUCACAUCAUCCGCAAGAAUCACUACAGGAGAGACCUGCGCAUGGCUGCCCUGCGUCGUGCCAGUGCCAUCCUGCGUAGCCAGAAGCCCGUGGUGGUGAAGAAGAAGCGCACCCGUGCCGCCAAGACUGCAUAAGCAGCCAGUCGUGCACCAUGUGUUCUCUUCAAAUAAAGACAUUUUGUUCAAAAACA